CUCUGUCUUGGGGAAUAGCCCUUUUAUUACACAAUCCUUCUGUAAUGGAAAAAGUGCAGAUAGAAUUGGAUAAUAAAUUUGGUAAUGAACAAGAAAUGAUUUCUUGGUCAGAUCGUUCUACUUUGCCUUAUACUUGUGCUGUUGUAAAUGAAAUUCUUCGAGUUGGCAAUGUUGUCGCACAAGAUUUUCCCCAUAGAAUGAUGAAAGACACAAAAGUUGAUAAAUGGUUGUUACGAAAAGGACAACCAAUUGUGGCACAAAUUUCAGUUGUUUUAGUUGACCCAAAUAUUUUUUCUGAUCCGAAAAGUUUUCGACCAGAACGAUUUUUGGACGAAAAUGGAAAUUUACUCAAGUCUGACCAUUUAAUUCCUUUUGGAUUGGGGAAGCGCCAAUGCCUUGGAGAGUCUUUGGCUAGAAUGGAAUUGUUUCUAUUUUUUGCUAAUAUAUUUAAUCGUUAUAUGAUAUCGCCAGGCGAUUCUUUGCCUUCAUUGAAACGAGAAAUUGGAAUUCCAGUUCUUUGUCCAAAAUUUACCUGUCGAGUAAUUAAAAGGAGGAAAAUAACUCAAUUAUAA
Molecule: messenger RNA, 572 nt
Organism: Meloidogyne enterolobii
Lineage: Eukaryota; Metazoa; Nematoda; Chromadorea; Rhabditida; Meloidogynidae
Source: the annotation of a GenBank genome assembly